Gymnogyps californianus (California condor) is the source of this 725-nucleotide messenger RNA. It is a transcript of the gene CMC2, whose product is annotated as C-X9-C motif containing 2. NCBI's taxonomy places the organism in Eukaryota, Metazoa, Chordata, Aves, Accipitriformes, Cathartidae. The transcript has 4 exons. The coding region runs from base 136 to 363 and encodes 75 amino acids. The record is from RefSeq and is a predicted model, not a curated record. Gene Ontology annotation, cellular component: mitochondrion.
CUCCUCCUGGCCCUGUGUGGCUAGUGUGUCACUGUCGGUGCCUGCCUCGCCUGGCUGGGCUUGUCCUCUGGGGACUGGAGUGGAAGUUUUCUCAGACUCUUGUCCUUGUACUACUAAAAUUACCCCUAACUAAAGAUGCAUCCAGACCUGUCUCCUCAUCUGCACACUGAAGAAUGUAACCUAGUUAUCAGUCUGCUCAAGAAGUGUCACAAGGAGCACAACAUUUUGAAAUUUUUUGGCCAUUGCAAUGAUAUUGACCGUGAGAUGCGGAAGUGCUUAAAGAAAGAGUACGAAGAAAACAGGGCCAGGAACCAGGCGAUGCGACGGAGGCUAAUUAAUGCUCACAAAAACUCAGAGAAGUGAGCUGUAUUGUAGUUGGACAGCUGCAUCUCAAUAGGGACACGCAGUUGAAAGCUGACAGAAUAUUUCUUUCCCAUCACCAAUGCUCAGCCUGUGGUUUGUGAAACAGUGAAAACAUAAACGCACCUAAUACAUACUCAUUCCCAGCAAGGCAAACAAUGUGGAAAAAAUAAAUAUAAUAAAUGAUGACUCUCAACUUAAUUUUUGACCUCUGAAAGAAAACUAUUGUGGCAAGUCUUUCUUCUGGCAUAGUUUUGUUAUGAUUGUUAAGUAAUGAGGAAUCAGUGUGUGUGGAGUAUUAUGUAUUCAAGGCUGCUAUAUUCCGUACCUUGUGCUGAGUUGAAUUUAUUUCUUUGUGUUUAGCA